Messenger RNA from Trypanosoma theileri, 330 nucleotides. RefSeq lists its product as uncharacterized. The transcript has a single exon. The record is from RefSeq and is a predicted model, not a curated record. Lineage: Eukaryota; Euglenozoa; Kinetoplastea; Trypanosomatida; Trypanosomatidae. The coding region runs from base 1 to 330 and encodes 109 amino acids.
AUGGCACUGCAGAGUGGUGAAAAGAUACGCCGAUCGGGACUCAAACCCGAGACCUUCGCCGUGUUAAAGCGACGUCAUAACCACCUAGACCAUCAGCGCUGCGGCCCUCCGGCAUUUUCUUGGCCAAUCAAUGCGCAGACUUUGUAUAGGAACGGCCCUGCGCGACAAAAAAAAAGAGUUUUUUUCUCCUUUGACGCAAAAUAUCGGCGCCGCGCAAGCCCCACAAACCCAUUGAAUUGUUACAGAAACUCUUGCUGGACAAUAGGACAGAGAAACUACAGCUUAUCACCGCAAAAAGGGGGUUUUACAAAAUUCGAAAAUGCUUCCUAA